This is a messenger RNA of Miscanthus lutarioriparius, 267 nucleotides long. The record is from the annotation of a GenBank genome assembly. Lineage: Eukaryota; Viridiplantae; Streptophyta; Magnoliopsida; Poales; Poaceae.
AUGGCGGCGGCGGCGGCGACGCUCCGGUGGGUGCUGCAGCUGCACCGGGACGUGCCGCGAGCGGCGCGGUUCUACGCGGAGGGUCUCGAGUUCAGUGUGAACGUCUGCACGCUCCGCUGGGCCGAGCUGCAGUCGGGGCCGCUCAAGCUCGCGCUCAUGCACACCAACGACAGUAAUCUUGCAUCACAGAGAGUCUAUUCUUCGAUGCUGUCCUUCACUGUACCAGACAAACAGUACUGUAUCGAAGUUAAUGGCAUUGGGAGCUGA